Molecule: messenger RNA, 1033 nt
Organism: Aspergillus pseudonomiae
Lineage: Eukaryota; Fungi; Ascomycota; Eurotiomycetes; Eurotiales; Aspergillaceae
Product: translocation channel protein TIM22
Exons: 3
Coding region: 188-736 (182 amino acids)
Biological process (GO): protein insertion into mitochondrial inner membrane
Cellular component (GO): TIM22 mitochondrial import inner membrane insertion complex
Molecular function (GO): transmembrane protein transporter activity
Source: RefSeq, a predicted model, not a curated record
UCUCAUCUCCGCAAAAAGUCCGGGGAUCGCAUUUUCACCUCCAGACUUCUUCGAGCCACACACUCCUUUGUUAGCUCUGAUACCCUCUGCCUACGCUACGGAGCAACCAUCUAAUCCGCUCAUCACCCAUCGAUCCGGAUAUUCCACCACCCCACCUCUUGGAACAACACAACAACAUAACUUCAAAAUGAACAUCCCAGGCAUGACUUCCGGCAUGGCGCCCGCAGGCGCAACUGCAGGAGUCGGACUCCCCGGCGCCGGAAUGCAGGGAAUGAGUGAGCAGGAACAGGCAAUGGUGAAAGCGAUGCACGCGGCUAUGGAAUCGUGUCCCGUGAAGACUGUCAUUUCGGGUACGAUGGGAUUUGGUCUUGGUGGUGUGUUUGGUUUGUUCAUGGCUAGUAUGUCCUACGACUCCACCUUCACUCCCCAAGGAAAAGCCAUUAUGGACCUCCCCUGGCGCGAACAAGUCCGCCGCGGUUUCAAGGACAUGGGCUCCCGCUCCUGGUCGUCGGCCAAGAACUUCGGUAUCGUCGGUGCAUUGUACUCGGGCACGGAAUGCUGCGUCGAGGGGCUGCGCGCCAAGAACGAUCUCACAAACAGUGUCAUCUCGGGCUGUAUCACGGGUGGCAUUCUCGGUGCGAAGGCGGGUCCUCAGGCUGCUGCGGCUGGCUGUGCGGGUUUUGCGGCGUUUAGUGCGGCCAUCGAUGCUUAUAUGAGGAUGCCGAGUGAGGAGUAGGUGGCUGAGGCUGUGUGUAUAGAGUCUACAUAAUUCUGGGUGGGCGUUUUUGUUUGGGAUAGAGCGGCAUUUUUUGGGCGUUUGGGGUUUCUUGCUUCUUCUGCUCUUGGGGGUGGAAUCACUGCUCUCUUGGUUGGGGGUCUGUGAUGUAUGAUGUUGGUCUAUGGGACUCACUGCUCCGAUUGUAUUAUAGUGUAUAUGAGGUUAGAAUUGUAUAGACUAUCUACGCUUUACUACGCUGUUACGGAGUGGGAUUGUAGUUGAACUUUCUUUGGUAAGAUGCAGUGCUUGUACGUU